GAAUCUUGCUCGUGUUGAGAUUGGCGGUUUGUGCCAUGUGCCCUGCGAACUGCAGCACAUAAGUCUCCAAUGCCGGCGCUGCCCGUCCCCUGUCGGGAGAUCCUGGCGGAGGCGCUCAAGGACACCUUGCAGCGAGUGCCCAUCGCGGAUCCUUCGGUCCACUUCGAUGGCUUCUUCACCUUGGCCGCCCUCAGGGCGUUGAUGAUGCUCUUCAUCCUUUUGGGGAUCCUUCUCCUUGCGGUCUGGAGAAUUGCCGAGAUCGCGGAGCCAGAUCCAGUUCCAGAAGUUUCCCAGAAACCGAGGAGCCACUUGGCGGUGGACAAGCUCCUGCAGGUGGCUGCACCGCCGAGCACACUUCCGAGCACGCUCCCAACUGGUCGAGGGCCGACACAUUUGCCGGAGAUUUGCCCUCCCUACAUGAGAGCCACCCAAGGAGCCGAGCUCUCUUUGCGCAGCACUCUGGGCGCGCUGCCCAAGACGGGCGCGGAGGUCUAUGGCCUGGGCGGCAUGGUGAAGAGGGGCAGCCCCACGUGCCUCUUGACGGCGCAGCUGCGAGAAGGAAAUGGCGACGGCCGCUGGCUGGAGCUGCGAGAGAAGGAGCCUGGGACGUCUCAGGAGGAGCCCGGGAAGGUCUUGCUGAGCGCCACCGAGACGAUGGAACUUUGGAAGGGCGAGGUGAACUCAGGAGAGCACCUGGGCACCAUGCAACGCAGCACGGAAGGACGGGGGUGCCUGCGGCAACGCUUCCUGCUGGGCACGGGCGAGCAGGCAGUGGCGCUCUCGGUGGGCGCUGAGCAGUUGGAAUUGGGUCUGGCGUCGGGGCGGCUGCUGGCAAGCUGUCGAAGAGCCGACCUGUGCAUCACGGUGAAACCAGAGAUCGAUGCUGUCUUUGCACUGGGAUGCAUCCUGAUGAUCCUGGCCUUUGACUCGGCCCCACCAGUGCCUGGCAGUGACGAGUGAUGAGAAACAAAUGGAAAACAGUGAGGAGCGUCGACUGUCGACACAGAUUCGUACGGAGUUCGGAGUGGACACGGAUGAGCUGGCCUCCAACCUACUAGCGAUGGCCUCCAACAGCUAGCAGAAUUUUGAUUGCUCCUUCUUGAAGGCACUUCUGAGAAAGCGGCCAAGCGGCCAUCCCUGUCAAGUGCGAGACGCUUUGCAUGGGCGUGGGCCAUGCCCCCAUUAUAUAGAUAAUAUAG
Molecule: messenger RNA, 1199 nt
Organism: Durusdinium trenchii
Lineage: Eukaryota; Dinophyceae; Suessiales; Symbiodiniaceae
Source: the annotation of a GenBank genome assembly